Messenger RNA from Neltuma alba, 725 nucleotides. Its product is annotated as anthocyanidin 3-O-glucosyltransferase 5-like. The coding region runs from base 1 to 402 and encodes 133 amino acids. The record is from RefSeq and is a predicted model, not a curated record. The transcript has a single exon. NCBI's taxonomy places the organism in Eukaryota, Viridiplantae, Streptophyta, Magnoliopsida, Fabales, Fabaceae. Gene Ontology annotation, molecular function: UDP-glycosyltransferase activity.
AUGUCGCAUUGUGGGUGGAGCUCCACUCUGGAGAGCAUAACGAACGGCGUGCCGAUGAUCUGCUGGCCGUUAUACGCAGAGCAGAGGAUGAACGCGACGCUGCUGGCGGAGGAGUUGAGGGUGGGGGUGAGGCCUAAGAUGUUGCCGGCGAAGAAGGUGGUGGGAAGGGAGGAGAUAGCGAGCAUGUUGAGGGAGAUAAUGGAGGGGAAGCCUAACCAUAUACGGGAGAGAGUGAGAGAGGUGAAGGAGAGUGCAGCAAAAGCAAUUUUGUCUCGCACUGUGCUCGACCACCUGGCCAAACUGUGGUGCGCAAGGCCAGCUGAGUGUGACCCCCAGCAGUUAACGUCUUCCUCUGUUUCUGGUGUAUCGUCAAAUCUCCUGUCACAGAGGACGCAAGCAUAAUUUGUCCUUGUCUUGCUAUGUCACGGGUAAGCCUCGGCUUUGGCUUUCUUUUUAAAAUAUAAAUAUAUAUAUUUCAGCUUCCUUGUUUAAUUAGCUUGCUUAAUUAUCUCUUUGACUGCAUAUAGUUUAGAUUAUCUCAUGUUGCGUCAUCUCUUCUGUGUUAAUUCCCACUGCAUCAACUGUCAACAGGCUCGUCAUUAAUCAGUGAGAUCCCAUGUACUCUAUAUUUAACCCUCUCUGCAAUGUUUUGAACGGCACGGAUAUCAAAUGGAAAAUAUAAACGGGCCAUGGUUAAACUAGUGACGUAAUAGUUUGUGAGGAAA